This is a messenger RNA of Sorex fumeus (smoky shrew), 4325 nucleotides long. It is a transcript of the gene PPP1R13B, whose product is annotated as protein phosphatase 1 regulatory subunit 13B. The record is from RefSeq and is a predicted model, not a curated record. Gene Ontology annotation, biological process: apoptotic process; negative regulation of cell cycle; regulation of apoptotic process. Bases 98 to 3388 code for a protein of 1096 amino acids. NCBI's taxonomy places the organism in Eukaryota, Metazoa, Chordata, Mammalia, Eulipotyphla, Soricidae. Gene Ontology annotation, molecular function: p53 binding; transcription factor binding. Gene Ontology annotation, cellular component: nucleus. The transcript has 17 exons.
GCGCGCGGCCCGCGCGGGCGGCGGGCGCGGCGCGGCCCCGAGCGUCCUGUCAGGCGGCGGCGGCGGCGGCGGCGGCGGGCGCCGCGGACCGCGCACGAUGAUGCCGAUGAUUUUAACCGUGUUCUUGAGCAACAAUGAGCAGAUUUUAACGGAAGUUCCUAUAACACCAGAAACAACAUGUCGAGAUGUUGUGGAAUUCUGCAAGGAACCUGGAGAAGGCGGUUGCCAUUUAGCGGAAGUGUGGAGGGGAAAUGAGCGUCCUAUACCCUUUGACUAUAUGAUGUAUGAGCAUCUUCAGAAAUGGGGGCCACGAAGAGAAGAAGUGAAAUUUUUUCUUCGACAUGAAGAUUCCCCAACCGAGAGCAGUGAGCAAGGAGGUCGUCAAACUCAAGAGCAGAGAACUCAGAGAAAUGUAAUAAAUGCACCUGGAGAAAAACGCACUGAAAAUGGGGGGGGAAACCCGCGUGUUGAACUUACCCUCUCGGAGCUCCAGGACAUGGCGGCCCGGCAGCAGCAGCAGAUCGAAAACCAGCAGCAGAUGUUGGUUGCCAAGGAGCAGCGUUUGCAUUUUUUAAAGCAGCAGGAGCGCCGUCAGCAACAGUCGACUUCCGAAAACGAAAAGCUUCAGAAGUUGAAAGAACGAGUUGAAGCCCAGGAAAACAAGCUAAAGAAGAUCCGGGCCAUGAGAGGACAAGUAGACUACAGCAAAAUUAUGAACGGCAAUCUGUCUGCUGAAAUUGAAAGGUUCAGUGCCAUGUUCCAGGAGAAGAAGCAGGAGGUGCAGACGGCCAUCCUGAGGGUGGACCAGCUCAGCCAGCAGCUAGAGGACUUGAAGAAGGGGAAACUGAAUGGCUUCCAGGCGUACAGCGGCAAACUGACGGGCCCAGCAGCCAUGGAGCUGAAAAGACUGUACCAGGAGCUGCAGAUUCGUAAUCAGCUUAACCAGGAACAGAAUUCAAAGCUCCAGCAGCAGAAGGAACUCUUAAAUAAGCGCAACAUUGAGGUGGCCAUGAUGGACAAGCGAAUCAAUGAACUUCGGGAACGUCUUUACGGAAAAAAAAUUCAGCUGAGCCGUGUGAAUGGCACGUCGUCGCCACAGUGCCCCCUGAGCACGCCUGGCCGGGUGGCCGCGGUCGGGCCCUACAUCCAGGUGCCCAGCGCUGGCAGCUACGCCGUCCCGGGAGACCCCGUCAAGCCCCAGUCUCUCACCAUUGCCUCCAGUGCCGCCCACGGAAGGUCCAAAUCUGCGAAUGAUGGAAACUGGCCAACAUUAAAACAGAAUUCGAGUUCUGCAGCGAAACCCACGCAGCCGGCCGGCGUGGACUGGAAGGACUCCAGCACCGAGGGGCCGCUCAAGCAGGGGCCGGUCUCCAGCCAGCCGGUGCCCUUGGCGGCGUUAGGCGGCACAGAGAAACUGGGCAUGGAGAUGGGGAAAGCGCCGCCCCCCGUGCCCGGCGCCAGCAAGCAGCUGCCUCCAAGCUAUGGGACCUACCCAAGUCCUGCGCCCCUGGGCCCCGGCUCGACAGACUCCCUGGAGAGGAGGAAGGAGGGCAGCUUACCCAGGCCCAGCGUGGGCCCGCCCAGUCGGCAGAAGCCCGCCCCGCUUCCCCCUGCGGGGGGCACGCACCAGCCCCCUGGUUCCUCACAGCAGAUUCAGCAGAGGAUUUCCGUGCCGCCCAGCCCGACAUACCCACCAGCGGGGCCGCCUGCGUUCCCGGCGGGAGACGGGAAGCCUGAGCUCCCCCUGACUGUGGCCAUUAGGCCCUUUCUGGCUGAUAAGGGCUCCAGACCGCAGUCCCCCAGGAAGGGACCCCAGACAGUGAACUCAAGCUCCAUCUAUUCUGUGUACCUCCAGCAAGCCACGCCACCCAAGAAUUACCAGCCAGCGGCCCACGGCGCCUUAAAUAAGUCUGUCAAAGCAGUGUACGGCAAGCCCGUGCUCCCCUCGGGCUCCACGUCCCCGUCGCCGCUCCCGUUCCUUCACGGCUCUGCGCCCCCCGGCACGGCACAGCCUCCGCCACCCUCAGACUGUGCCGAGAAGGAGCCCGAGCCCGACGGCCCGGCGCUGGCAGGGGAGGGCGGCUCCGGCACUGGCACCGGCACCGUGGAGAGCCUGGCGCGGCCCCUCAGCCCCACCAAGCUCACGCCCAUCGUGCACUCCCCGCUGCGCUACCAGAGCGACGCCGACCUGGAGGCCCUGCGCAGGAAGCUGGCCAACGCGCCGCGGCCCCUGAAGAAGCGCAGCUCCAUCACGGAGCCCGAGGGCCCGGGCGGCCCCAACAUCCAGAAGCUCCUGUACCAGCGCUUCAACACGCUGGCCGGCGGCAUGGAGGGCGCCCCGUUCUACCAGCCCAGCCCCUCUCAGGACUUCAUGGGCACCAUCGCGGACAUGGACAAUGGCAACACCAACGCCAACGGGAACCUGGGGGAGGCCAGCCCUGCCCAGCCCACCGCCCCGCUGCCCGGGGAGCCCGCCCCGUCCUCAGAUGCCAACGACAACGAGCUGCCUUCCCCCAAACCGGAAGGGCUUGUUGGCCCUCAGGCCACCCGCCCGACAGCCGAGCCUGCCGAGGACAACAACAACAAUGUGGCCACAAGCCAGACGGCGGAGCAGGUCCCCAGCCCAGGCGCAGAGGCCCCGUCUCCAGGGGACGAGCAGGUGCCCCCGGCUGUCCCCCCCGCCGCACCCCCGCCAGCAGCCUCCACGAGCAAGCGGACAAACCUGAAGAAGCCCAACUCGGAGCGGACAGGCCACGGGCUGCGCGUCCGAUUCAACCCCCUGGCGCUGCUCCUGGAUGCGUCCCUGGAGGGGGAGUUCGACCUGGUGCAGCGGGUCAUCUACGAGGUGGAGGACCCCAGCAAGCCCAACGACGAGGGCAUCACGCCACUGCACAACGCAGUCUGUGCUGGACACCACCACAUCGUGAAGUUCCUGCUGGACUUCGGGGUCAACGUGAACGCUGCCGACAGUGACGGCUGGACCCCGCUGCACUGCGCCGCCUCCUGCAACAGCGUGCACCUCUGCAAGCAGCUGGUGGAGAGCGGUGCCGCCAUCUUCGCCUCCACCAUCAGCGACAUCGAGACAGCGGCCGACAAGUGUGAGGAGAUGGAAGAAGGUUACAUCCAGUGCUCCCAGUUCCUCUACGGGGUCCAGGAGAAGCUGGGCGUGAUGAACAAAGGUCUGGUGUACGCUCUGUGGGGCUACGAGGCCCAGAACAGCGACGAGCUGUCCUUCCGUGAAGGGGACGCCAUCACGAUCCUGAGGCGCAAGGACGAGAACGAGACCGAGUGGUGGUGGGCCCGCCUUGGGGACCGGGAGGGCUACGUGCCCAAAAACCUGCUGGGGUUGUACCCGCGGAUCAAACCCAGACAGCGCACUCUUGCGUGAAGGCCCCUGUGGGCGCACGGCUCGGGCCCAGACGCUUCAGCUCCAGUGCCGAGGGGCCGCCUUCAGCAGAGCCCACAAUGUGAAAUGACUAGUUUGUUGGAACCGUCAGAGGAACUUGCCUCCAAGAAGACUGAAUUUUGCCAAUUACUCUAAAUCCAAAUAAAUAUCCAGCUUUCAAAACACCCAUUCCUGUUGCCACUAAGAAGCCCCAUGAUUUAAACCCUGGUUGAUUGCCAGUGAAGACUCCAACUUGGCCCCAGUCAUCCCUCAUCCUCGUCGCCCCAAGAAAACGUGCCACCACUUCCCGGGAAUCAGACCACAGCCUCGCCACCUCAGCACCCGCGUCUCUUCCUCCUAUGACCAAAGCAGGCCUGUGCGGAGACUUCUGUCCAGUGCCAGUGCCCGUUGCGUCCUGGGCCAGUGGCGCUGGACCUGACUUCCACACUGUGGGCACAGGGGUCCAUAAGACCAAGUGGCUCUGCGCCCUCCGCUCCCGCUUCUCUGCAGCCACUCGCGUUCUUACCCUCAUGGCACCGCCAGGGAGGCGGUGGGAGGAGGCGGGGCCAGGCCAGGUGGGUGGGAGCUAGGCCUGCUGUGAUGUACUGACCUUUGCUCCGUCCCCCUCGGAGGCCUGUAGCCAGCACGCCCGACCCUGGGAUGGACUGGAUGGACAGCUUGGACAGGCUUUUUCUAUACCAAAAGUAUUUUUUGACUAGACCAUUCAAAAUUCCCAGAAGGGUGGUGGGAAUACUAUUUCUCAUUAAAAUCUAAGCCCUUAAGUUUUAUUUUCCAUUAAGUUUCAUGUAUAAUUUAUGUAUAAACGUGUAUAGGCCCACUGCUGUAGAUGUCUUAGUAGUGACUGUGCAGUGUGACGGUGUGGGGGGCGGCCUCCCACCUCGCACACCCGCUGUGCAUAAUAAACCGCGUGUCUCCCGGA